AUGCGUGAAAUCGUCCAUAUCCAGGCUGGACAAUGUGGUAACCAAAUUGGCUCCAAGUUCUGGGAAGUCAUUUCGGAUGAACACGGAAUUCAACCUGACGGAUCUUACAAUGGAGACUCUGACUUGCAAUUGGAACGAAUCAAUGUUUACUACAAUGAGGCUUAUGGUGGGAAGUAUGUCCCAAGAACUGUUCUUGUUGACUUGGAGCCGGGAACGAUGGACUCUAUUAAAGCUGGACCAUAUGGAGAACUCUUCAGACCUGACAACUUUGUGUUUGGUCCAAAUGGUUCUGGCAAUAAUUGGGCCAAAGGACAUUAUACGGAGGGAGCUGAGUUGGUGGACAAUGUUUUGGAUGUUGUUCGAAAGGAAGCGGAAGGAUGUGAUUGUCUUCAAGGCUUUCAAUUGACCCACUCGCUUGGUGGUGGAACUGGCUCUGGAAUGGGAACUUUGCUUAUUUCAAAGAUUCGUGAGGAGUAUCCAGAUCGCAUUAUGUCUUCCUUCUCUGUUGUUCCUUCGCCUAAGGUCUCUGACACUGUUGUGGAGCCCUACAACGCAACUCUCUCGUUACAUCAACUUGUUGAGAACACUGAUCAGACUUACUGCAUCGACAAUGAGGCUCUGUACGAUAUUUGCUUCCGCACUAUGAAGCUUCGAAAUCCUACUUAUGGAGACUUGAAUCAUCUCGUUUCUAUGACCAUGUCUGGAGUGACUACUUGUCUUCGCUUCCCAGGCCAAUUGAACGCUGAUCUUCGCAAGUUGUCUGUCAACAUGGUUCCAUUCCCACGUCUCCACUUUCUCAUGCCUGGUUUCGCUCCACUUUCGGCUAAGGGCACAGUUGCCUAUCAGGCCCAAAAUGUUGCGGAAUUGACCAAACAAAUGUUCGAUGCCAAGAACAUGAUGACUGCUUGUGAUCCACGCCAUGGACGCUAUUUGACUGUUGCUGCCAUCUUCCGUGGACAUAUAUCAAUGCGUGAAGUGGACGAUCAAAUGAUGUCAGUUCAAAACAAGAAUCCGUCUUACUUUGUCGAAUGGAUUCCAAACAACGUUAAGACUGCGGUUUGUGACAUUCCUCCACGUGGUCUCAAAAUGUCUGCGACCUUUAUUUGCAACUCCACGGCCAUUCAAGAACUGUUCAAACGCAUCUCUGAGCAAUUCACGGCCAUGUUCAAUCGCAAAGCCUUCCUUCACUGGUACACUGGCGAAGGUAUGGAUGAGAUGGAAUUCACUGAAGCCGAGUCCAACUUGAACAACUUGAUUUCUGAAUAUCAACAACAGCAAGAUGCGACAGUUGAUGAUGAAGAUGAUUAUGAAGCUGAGAAUCCUCCAGAUUCACCAGAAUCGGGUGAAUCGAGAAUUGAGCAGGCACGUCGCCAGGUAUGUUUUUUUAAUUUGACCAAUCCAAAUCCGGUAAUAUUGUGUGAACGGCGAACUCUAGAUAGGAGUAGUAGCAGCAUAAAAGAAAUUCCUACUGAACAACUUUCUAGUUCGUGUGAUUUGAAUGAUGAGGAUGAAAAAGAAGAUUUGGACAUUCGAGAUCAGCAACAAAAGUUGCAACAACCUCCGAAAAGUUCAACCAUUCCUUUGUCCACUUCUACUUCCUUAUCGUCUACUCCAACUAUUUCAUCAUCAAAUCUUCAAGCUUUCAAGAAAAUUCCAAAUUUGAAUUCAUUACUUCAGAAGAUCAACACAAUUAAAAAGGAGAAUACGACGACAGGAACAAGUUCUACAACCCUGCCUUCAUCUAUAACUAGUUCAGCAAUUGAGCCUAAAGGAACUAAUGAUUCUACUCUCGGAGGGUCUAUUGCCGAAGCAAGCAAGGUCUUAGCAUCUGACAAAGUUCAAGGAGAUGCUUCGGAGAAACAGUAA
Molecule: messenger RNA, 1866 nt
Organism: Meloidogyne enterolobii
Lineage: Eukaryota; Metazoa; Nematoda; Chromadorea; Rhabditida; Meloidogynidae
Source: the annotation of a GenBank genome assembly